Messenger RNA from Drosophila subpulchrella, 5348 nucleotides. RefSeq lists its product as uncharacterized. Gene Ontology annotation, biological process: protein ubiquitination. Gene Ontology annotation, cellular component: nucleus; Cul4-RING E3 ubiquitin ligase complex. The transcript is spliced from 8 exons. The record is from RefSeq and is a predicted model, not a curated record. Bases 2080 to 4008 code for a protein of 642 amino acids. Lineage: Eukaryota; Metazoa; Arthropoda; Insecta; Diptera; Drosophilidae.
AGUCGUGUUUUUGUUGUGCCCGUUCGCGCGUGUCCUGCUGGCUGCCUCCUGUCUGCUGGCUCUCCGUCGUCCUCGCCGCUCGACAGCUCGACAGCCCAGCACACUACAGCCGAGCUCCGGAGCUGCAGUUCGCCACGCGUCCGCGCCUAUAAAACAUGAAUUUCUACCAUUUUUCUACUCGUCGGUAGCAAUAAAACAUAAAAAAAAAAAUAAUACAAAAUUAUAAAGCAAGAAAGCAAACGCGAUACGCAAAGGAAACGGAAACGGCAAAGGGAAAACUUGGGAAAAACUUAGGACUAACGCCCACCCGAGAAAAUGUUUGUGUGCGAAGAAUGCGGUUAAUAAUUGAUUCGGUUCCCAACUGGCUGCGGCGAAGGGAGUUUUCGUGCAGAAUAAAUAAUGCAAAAAUUGCAGUGCAAAUGUAAUAUGGAAUUACAAUCACAACCGUAUCAAGUUAUUUAUCCAUUCAACAGCAAAUUUUAAAUGGAGCCGCAACAAAGAACACAGAUAUAACACCCAUGUGCAAAAAUACAAAAAUUGAGUAAAACAAACGAAAGCCAUGAAUUGUAAAACUGCAACAAAUGUGAUAUGAACAACUAAUAAAAUAUAAAUAAAGGCACUUUUACUAUAAACCAAAUCAACGUUAAUUAAGCCUCGGAAAAUGGCAGCAGCGGAAACGGAACGAGCAAUCAAAAUGAGCGUAUACAGUGUGGGCUUGACUUUUAUAUAGCUAGCGAUAAUGACAUUAAGUGCUACAUAAAACCAAAAAAAAACACAACAACAAAGCUUUAAAUAUUUUUUCUACUUACUAAAAACUUAAAUUAACUGCACCAAAUGUGAUCGAACCGAAAUAAUAUGUAUUGAACAACCAAUAAGAGUUACUUCAACAAUAAAAAUUCGACAACGACAUUGCCUUCUCUCAUUGUAGCCUAAACGAAAUUAACUCUAAAACUCAACUUCGUAGCCACUAACGUUAAUUACUAGCCUAAGUCGAAACCGAAAAACGAAUAAGUAAAUUAACUAAUAACUAAAAUCGAAGACUUUUCUACGUGCAACAUAAGAAAAAUAAAAAAAAAUAAAAUUAAUAAAACUAGGAAAUGCAUAGACUAAGGCAAGCAAUCACUUACCUAAAAAUCGCAGUGCGCCCACGUUAACGCUGCGCCAACGGCAACGGUCAAUUCAUAGAUAUUAAUAAAUGUUUAUAGCUUUCAAUGCCAAAAUCCAAACGAAAAUGAAAUCGCCUACGAAUACAAUGCUGCGUGACGUUAACGCUACGUAGCAAAAGGCCAGGAUUGCGUUACGCUCCGCUACGUAACGAUAUAUCCAUAGCAGAGCCCAAAACCACACAUCAUCCGAUUCCCGAUUCCCGAUCUUCAGGCCGUGCCUAACCGUUUAUGAGCCAGGACUCACAGGAGCGCCGCAGGACGAGUCGCCGGCGCAGCCAGAAGCAUCAUCGCUGGAAAAAACACAACACAACAACGACUUAACGGAGCUAGAAAGGCAGCCGACCACUGGCGAUCAACGCAGCCCAUCCUCAGCCCGCCACUCAACUGCGCCAGUCAUUUCCACAGGGCUGACGCAGUUUUUCCAACCGCAACCACAGCUACAGAAAACCCAACAACCACCACAAGAACUACAGCACUACACAAAUAGAUUUCUGUUUUAAAAAACCAGAAACAUCAAAAAAAAAAAGAAAACAACAUAAUAUUACUCUUUGCUUCUAUUUCUAUACUCCUCCUCUUUGUGCCUAUCAGUACGUUCUCGUAGUUGUUGAGAAAGUUGAGAAAGUAACCGUAACCGGACUGAACGCACGCCUUUUUUGGAUGCUGCCCUCACGACUCACGUAACGCCCAGACGUGACAUUUAGUUUGGACGUUCGUUUAUUAAGCUCCUAAACCUGUAACCUGUGUCAUCCCAUUGAUUUCGAACUGUGAACGCAACCCCAACGGAUACGCAAUCACUGACUUGACGUGACGCAUACGCACCGUUGAUCAACCGACACUAGACAAACAAACCAAUAAAAAAAAGUACAGAAAAGAACUUUAACCGUAAACAAAAAGAAAAAAAAACAACACCAAGAUGCAGGCCGCAUUGAUGCUAAGAUCGAAAUCUCGGGUGGCGAGAAGAAGAAAGCUACGAAAAUUAGGUGGAAGACUUGAGUUGCCUAGUAAUGUAGCAACUAAAGAAAUAGCUCCAUUUCCUCGUUAUCCACCUGAGUCAUGGAAAAACACAUACGUGACCACGCCCCCGGCGCCGCCGCAGCCGCCUCCGCCACCGCCGGAAUGCGCCCAAGGACGUGCCGCCUGGUUGGAGCGGGGCCGACGCUGCAGCGUCCAGGAUCAGCAGCAGCAGCAGGCCACCUGCCAUCGACGCUGGGUGAAGCGGAACCGAAUCCAGGACGCCUCUUUGGGCGGCUCGUCGGACGAUGAGGAUUUCCUGGGCGUUCUACGAGGUCCCAGCACCUUUGCGAAUGCCUUCCUCUACGUGGGUCUGGGCACGGUGGCGCUGGGCCUCGUCAUCGCAUUCGUUGGCACCGGCGAGAAGGGCUUCAAAACCACGGAACUAAGACUUAUAGGCCCCUCUCUAAUAGGAUUGGGCCUGAUCUGUUGCAUUUUACGCAUACUCUUCUGCAUCUGUCCAUCGCACUGCAUCUCAUCCAGCAAAAAGACGCGCAAGAAAAACGGCAACAAGAUUGAUGCGGAUCACACAACAUCGUUGUUAAGGAACGAGAGCAAAAGAGUGUCGAUAGCGAGGGGACCCAGUUUUCAGCCCAAAUACCCCAUAGCACACAAACGCAGCCAGAGCAAAAUGCUGAACGAGGGAAUGGAGGCACUGCGUCAGAUAGCCACCACAUCCUUGUUCAUGCAGAACGAGCAGAAGACCGCCAUCAAUCGGGUGGUGCCGAUCAUCAAUGAGCCAGAUAGCGGUGAUGCUCCCCUGGAGAUGAAGAAACUGCAGACGGCUCUCAAUGCCUGCGAGAUGAGCGACGAGGAGCAGGAUCAGGAUCGGGAGCAGAAGCAGCAGCAGCAGCAGAUUGCCAAACGUACAACAGCCACAACUGCCGUUACGAGUAGUACCACCAAAGACCCAACAUCAACAGCAGCCACAUCGAGGAUAACGAGGGCCACCACCCUGAGCACGGUGGACGAGAAGCCGGACAGCAAGCUGGUGCGUCAGCGGGUGGCCCUGCAGCAGCAGCGAAGGCAACAGGAGCAGCAGGAGCAGCCCACUGUUCCCAAGUCGCAGUCCUUGUCCUCCUCGUCGACGGUCAAGGAUUCCCUGGAGGUGGUGGAGGAGACAUCCCUGAUAGAUGCCAGCAAUGAGACCACAUCUCCUCCACCUGCGAUGCCCAGCAGCUGCAGUACGGGUGCGAUACCCCGGCUCAAUAGGCCGGGCAUCUCGACGGGGGCCACGCCCAAGACGACGAGCACGACCACGACGACGACGCCCACCAUCACGGCCCGGCUGCCCACGUCGCAGUCGCAUCCGACGAGCUAUGACCUGCCACCGGCCAUGCCGCACACCUAUUCCGCAACGGCGACGGUACGCGGACCGCUGGGCAUGUCCAUGAGCAGCUCCGCCUCCGGCAAAGCGUUCGGCAUGGGAGGAGGAGGAGGAGGAGUAGGAGGAGGAACUGCCUUCACAAUGCCGCCCACCACCACAACGAUUAGCCUGCUCCCGCUGCCGGCGCCUCCUCCAACGGUGGCCACGGCCACAGCGUCAUCAAGUAUUCCCGGCCAGGUGCUGGAAGCCACGAGUCUGAGUCUGAGCCUAAUGCGGCCGGCCACCGCAUCCGGCGUGGUGCUGGGCGGACUGACCACCUCAUCGUUCACCAACAGCUCAGCGGAUCACCACAAAUCACAUCCGUCAUCCGCCGGAUCGGUAAUGGGGCGUGGCAGCAGCCUACUGCUAUCAACCCCCUCGGCGGCGGCAGCGGCGUCGUCGUCGUCGUCAUCGAGCAAAUUCGAGCCAGAAUUGGUGCUCAGUCCGGCUAAGCUUGGCCAGUAGAAUUAAAUGGGAUUUAGUUACGGAUUUUAGUUAGCCACCAGGUCUAUCUAUAUAUGUAUAUGUUUGUCUAGGUACUAGGUACGCGGGUGUAUGUGUGAAUGCGCAUGUGUGUGUGUGUGUGUGUGUUUUAGAGCUAUGUGUGGUGUGUGUGUGUGUAAGAAGGUGUAGUGUUUAGAUACCUACAUAUGUACCCUUAAACUAUCUUUUGAAUGUGCCACAAGAACCACUUAGAGAAAUGAUUACACCCCUUAACUGAAACUCUAAAAAAUGUCAUGUUCUGAAACUAAAAACUAACCAAAAUUCAAAAAGAUAACAUCUAUUAUUAGAUCUAUUAAUUGGAGACUCCACCUUUCCAUUCAGAACAUGACUCUGAAUGUGUAUCUAUAUUAUUUCGCUUUCAGUGUCUGAUCCUGUAUAUUUCCCGAGGCUUGCAUCCUCUAUAGUUCGCUAAGCCACUUGAUUUCUCUGCCCGCUCUUUUGGAUGUAUCAUCCACUCUAUAGCUAACGACUCUUUCCUCAACAUUCUAGAUCUGUUCCUCAGGCUUCAGGUGGCAUAAAGAUCGCCCAAGUGCUCAGCAAAAAGUUGCCAACCUGCGCUCUUCUAAGCUAUCCCCAAAAAUAUAAAAAACAUAGCCAGGGUAUUAUAAAGUUUGUAUACCAAACAUAUCGUUAACUAAAUACACAAACCGAAACUAACACUAACUAUAAUGUGAAACAAAAGAAAAGGAAACUUGGAGCGGUGACGGUCGUUGUCCAAAUUGAUAAAAUGAAAUGUAUAAGAAAACUACAAAACCCAUUAGAUAUGUAUUGAAAAAUGUUAGGGGACCGCUUUACCCAAGCUAAGCUAAAUGGCUAGAUGUGCAAACAAUAUUUGAAAUAUGUGCGGUUGCGUGUUUCUUUAAAGUCCAAACCAAAAUCCAGGGAGUUCAAAAAGUAUUAGGCAAUCGUUGAAUGAGCUCUAAAGAAUAUAAAAAACAGGAAAUUUCAAAUUCGACUAAAGUGUGCUAUAAUUGUAAUUCAAAAUUUAAACUCUUCAAUAAACUGUAAUUUUCUACAACUUCGAAGCUAUUGCUAAGUUCUAUGUGAAAUAAUUGCAAGCUCUUUCAGCCGGCACGUCCCCCGAGAUAAGUGGCCCGGAUAUAAAAUAAGAACUAAUACAAACCGAAUCCAAUAAAAUCGAAUGUGGCCGUUAAAUAAAAAAAAGAAGCGCAAAUAAUUAAAUGUAACAUCCCUGAAACAAAAUGUGUAAGAUGCAUGUACAGCAACCAAAAGCAGCAGCAAGACAUAGAAAAUUAUAAACAAAAAUGUAUGAAUUAGUAUGUAUGUAUACUAUGUGCAGA